Trematomus bernacchii (emerald rockcod) is the source of this 2749-nucleotide messenger RNA. It is a transcript of the gene tubgcp4, whose product is annotated as tubulin, gamma complex associated protein 4. Gene Ontology annotation, cellular component: spindle pole; equatorial microtubule organizing center; centrosome. Lineage: Eukaryota; Metazoa; Chordata; Actinopteri; Perciformes; Nototheniidae. Gene Ontology annotation, biological process: spindle assembly; meiotic cell cycle; mitotic cell cycle. Gene Ontology annotation, molecular function: microtubule minus-end binding; gamma-tubulin binding. The coding region runs from base 79 to 2085 and encodes 668 amino acids. The transcript has 18 exons. The record is from RefSeq and is a predicted model, not a curated record.
CAGCUCGGGCGGCGGUUUGUUUUGGAUGAGAUGCUCACUGCUGCAUGUUCUACGUUUAUCAAUUAAAGGUGAAUUAACAUGAUUCACGAGCUGUUGCUGGCGUUGAGUGGGUACCCGGGGACCAUUUUCACAUGGAACAAACGAACGGGUUUGCAGGUGUCCCAGGACCUGCCCUUCCUUCACCCCAGUGAGACCAGUGUCCUCAACCGGCUCUCUAAACUGGGCACAGAUUACAUACGCUUCACAGAGUUCAUAGAACUACACACCGGCCAUGUGCAUCAACAGGAACAUCACACGAACCAGCCCAACCAGACGGGACUUCAUGGCAUUUACUUGCGGGCUUUCUGCACGGGGCUGGACUCCAUCCUGCAGCCGUACAGACAGGCCCUGCUGGACCUCGAGCAGGAGUUCCUUGGAGAUCCACAUCUGACAAUAUCUCAUGUGAAUUACAAGCUCGAUCAGUUCCAGUUGCUGUUUCCCUCUGUGAUGGUGGUGGUGGAGACUAUAAAAUCACAGAAGAUCCACGGCUGUCAGAUCCUGGAGACGGUGUACAAGCACAGCUGUGGGGGGCUCCCUCCUGUACGCAUGGCCCUAGAAAAGAUUCUUGCCGUGUGCCACGGGGUGAUGUACAAGCAGCUGGCAGCGUGGAUGCUGCACGGUUUGCUGCUGGACCAGAGCGAGGAGUUCUUCGUGAAGCAGGGGCCCAGUGCAGGGGGGGCUGCUGCCAACCAGGAGGAGGAGGAGGAGGACCUGGGGCUGGGGGGCUUGAGUGGGAAACAGCUGCGGGAACUACAGGACCUGAGGCUGAUCGAGGAGGAGAACAUGCUGGCUCCGUCCCUGCAGCAGUUCUCCCUGCGGACAGAGAUGCUGCCGUCCUACAUCCCCAUCAGAGUGGCUGAGAAGAUCCUCUUCGUUGGAGAGUCCGUCCAGAUGUUUGAAAACCACAACCACAGCCACAGCCCCUCGAGAGCCGGCUCCAUACUGAAGCACCAGGAGGACUUGUUUGCUGCCGGGCUGCACAGACUCAAACAGCAGCCUCUGUUCAGCCUGGUGGAUUUUGAAAAUCUGAUCGAUCACAUCAGGAGCACAGUAGCAGAGCACCUCUGGACCCUGAUGGUGGAGGAGUCGGACCUGCUCGAACAGCUCAAGAUUAUAAAGGACUUCUACCUGCUGGGUCGUGGCGAGCUCUACCAGGUGUUCAUCGACCUGGCGCAGCACAUGCUGAAGACCCCCCCCACAGCCGUCACUGAGCACGAUGUAAACGUGGCGUUCCAGCAGGCGGCUCACAAGGUGCUGCUGGACGACGACAACCUGCUGCCGCUGCUGCACCUCACCGUGGACUACCAGGGCAAGGACAGCAAAGAGGCGACAGGCCCCAGAGAUAGCGCCACUCCUCCUCAAGACACGCCCCCCCGGGAGGUCCCCACCACAGGGUGGGCGGCUCUCGGCCUCAUCUACAAGGUCCAGUGGCCGCUGCACAUCCUCUUCACCCCCGCUAUCUUGGAGAAGUACAACGUUGUGUUCAGGUACCUGCUGAGUGUGCGCAGGGUGCAGUCUCAGCUGCAGCACUGCUGGGCCCUCCAGAUGCAGAGGAAGCACCUGAAGUCCAACCAGACCACCGCCGUGAAGUGGAGACUGCGCAACCACAUGGCCUUCCUCAUCGACAACCUGCAGUACUACCUGCAGGUGGACGUGCUGGAGUCUCAGUUCUCUCAGCUGCUGCAGCUCAUCAACUCCACCCGAGACUUUGAGAGCAUCCGAUUGGCCCAUGACCACUUCCUCAGCAACCUGCUCGCCCAGUCCUUCAUCCUGCUGAAGCCGGUGUUCCACUGUCUGAACGAGAUCCUGGAGCUGUGCCAGAGCUUCUGCUCGCUGGUCAGUCAGAGCGUGGCGUCUCUGGACGAGAGAGGGAGCGCUCAGCUGGACAUCCUGGUCAAGGGCUUCAGACGGCAAUCCUCCUUGCUGUUUAAAAUCCUCUCCAGCGUGAGGAACCAUCAGAUAAACUCAGAUCUGGCUCAGCUGUUGCUGCGACUGGACUACAACAAAUACUACACCCAGGCUGGGGGCACUCUGGGCAGUGUUUAAGAAUCGCCCAUCAGUCCUGCCUAUUGGACUUGCCCUGAACAGAAUACUGUUAGUAUGGAAUGCCUGUUUAAAGUAUUUUAAGGGUUAGCUCACCCAAAAUAUAAAAUCAUAUAUUCCUUACUGACCUGUGAAAAUAUUUAGCCAUGCAGACAGAUGUUUUGUUUUCAGAUGCACAAUGACCUCACUGUGAACAGAUUUCCGAGGGACUAUUUCUUUGGUGGAAAGUAGUUCCAGUGACAACUGGUGAGUUUUGUGGAUUAAACACAAUAAUCUAAUAGGCCUAGUGUGAUUGAGUUUAACACUUGAUUGUAUUCAACAAUCCAAUCCUGGAUUAAGAACUGUUUAUAUAUCAACUAAAUAAAUAUUUUUACUCAAGUAAAACUACUUAGUUGCUAUUGUUACAUCACCUGCUUUAUAUUUAGCAUACAAAUAUAAAUACCAAAAUGUUGAAGGAUUCAUUUAGAAUACUUUCCUGUGAUACAUUGUCAUGAAAACUGACUGUAGUUCAAACUUAUAUAAACCUGCUUUAAAACCAAAUUACUUGAAAAUAACCCUGGCAUAUCUUAAACAUAAUUUUGUAAAGACAAGCUCCUCAAAUCAAUCAGUGAAUCAAAUGUUCCCUGAUUUGAGCAACACCUCCAUGAAUUGUGGGAAUGUGUUUGUG